CGUUCGUUCGUUCGUUUCUUGGCAGAUCCCGCGCGCAGAUAGCCAACAACCCAGGCCGUCCAUCAGGACAGCUCAUUGGCCGUCAUUGACAUCGCGGGUACGCAGAUCAGAUCUGGUUCAUCCUUCCCACAUAAUGACUGACUUGCUGUCUGUGUGGACGUAGAGUUGCGGCUGUUUGCAGGGGAUGUGACAGAGGGGCAGCUUCCAUGGUGGCGGGCUCGGCAAGGGUGCGAGGACUCAACGGGCCAGCAAGGCGAAGAGGAAGGCGAUGGCCCAACUUGAUUCAUCUGAGCGCGCUGUAGGCUGACAGAAUGUCAUCCUCUGGCCCCUCAACGUGUUGGCGGCCCCUCUCACCGUCAGAAGCCCUCGAUGCCAUUCGCGCGGCAUCGUCGCCAACUCAUCCACCAGCACCAGGGCCGUCGGCAGCAGCAUCUGGUGCCUCCCAGCUGGUGGUUGUGGUGCCCUAUCGGCAGCGAGAGCACCACUUGAGGCGCUUCCUGCCCGCCAUGAGUGGACUGCUCACGCAAGAGCAAAGAGGCGGGAUGAUAAUGGUGGUUGAGCAGGCGUCUGGGAUGCCUUUCAACAGAGGUGUGUUGUGGCCACAGGUGUCGAGAGGAACGAUUGUCACUUGUGUGUGUGUGCGUUAGGCAGGUCUGUUGUUCAAUGCUGCAGUGGCCACCAUUCAGAGGCGCAUGUCUGAGAUGGGCUGCGCUGCUGACCGCCUGUGGUACAUAUUCCACGACGUCGACACUCUGCCAAACGAACAGAAUGCAGGUCAGCUUCGUCAGUCAGUGUGCUACUCCACGCUUCGUGUCCGCCAGCUGUGCAUAUCGUCUGCCUGCCUGCCACCAUGUGUGUGCAGCGGCGAUGUCGUUCUACCGAUCCUGCCCGCCUCCCCUGUGUGUGCGUCACGCGUACGGCCACCCAUGGGCGCUGUCAAUGGUCUUUGCCAUUCGGCAUCACGACUACCUGCUGACCAAAGGUGGGCGGGCAUCAAUCCCAUCGCAUAUGGGAGUGCAUCCAUGUGAGAGUUCUCUGUGUUUGCAGGUUUCUCGAACCACUACUGGGGCUGGGGAUGGGAGGACAACGACUUCGAGCGGCGAUGUCGGUCGGCCGGCGUGCACAUCGACCGGCGGGCCUUCACCGACCGCCUCAGCCCCCCGGCCGCCGGCAGUGACAGUGAGAGUGAAUCCCCUUGCCCCUUCAUUGAGUUGGACAAGCCGUCUGAGAGCGACCUGGCCGCCAGGAUCCAGCAGCCCGACGCACAGAGGAACCAGGAGGUGUUUGCCCGCAACCCUGAUGACCACGGUGGGUGCGCAAUCAGAAACAGCCGAGCAAAGCAUCCAUGUGGUAUUUGAUGGUUGCUUCGCUUUGCGUGUCUGUGUGCCAACAGGCUUGUCAGCGGUGGAGCGGCUGAUGGACAAUGGCUGCCUCUCAGCCCGUCUGCGGUUCGUCGAUGUGCAGUCCUGCCCACCUCACCACACAGACAGCGGCCAUGGGAGAGACCACGGCCACAGUCACUGUGACGAUAGACGUGUCGGUUGGAUCCUUGUGUCGCUGGACGAGGCGAGAGCAGACGAGUGGGGGGAGCUGUUGGGGUGGGCUGGGGAGAGAGACUGUUAAGGGACGAUGACACUGAGAGUGCACACGUACGAUGGUUGAGGCAGCCAUCUAUGCAUUGGGGAUCGCGCGGGGGCCAAUUCUGGGGGCGUCUUAUCUUGAGACUGAGAGACGUCUCUGAAGUCUGCUUCUGUCGCCGCGCUGCACUCCCUCUGUCCACGAAAGUGAGGCAAACAAAGAGAAGUAGUGCCGCGGCUCCACUCUUGGGUUCUCUGCACUGCCAGGUCAGAGGUCAAUCAUGCAGCAGCUGAUCCUGUUGAUCUUCGUUGUUCUCGCCCCCCUUGCGUCAUGCGACGUUUUGUCGGUGAGCCUGAGCACUGGGACGUCAUGUGACCUGAACGACAUCGAGGCGAGCGGCGGCAAGACGCUCGACCAGUGGCUUUCGGGGAAGGCGUUGGCCUCCGCGGUCUGGCUCAGGCCGACAAGCUUCUCAGAAAGGCCGUACGAUGUCGUGCUGGACUGGGGCAGCGACCUGACAAAGGUCAGUGACCCACGUGAGACACCAUGCAUUGUAUGGGUCAUGAAUGGGCCGGUUGUGCAUGUGUCGCCAGGUGCUGACCAUCGUUCAGGAGAAGGAGGGCUGGUGGCAAUACGGCCCACACGGAAGCAUCGCUGCAGAGGUCAAGGCCACGGUGGAUUCCAUUGAGGCCAGGGAAACCGACAAGGGCACCGAGACCACCGUGGCCUCCCUCUACAUCGCAUACAAGGGGCUUAAGGCCGGAAAGGAGGCCUCACAGGUCAGACGCACGGAUGGCUAGCCAUACUUACAUGGUCCCAGUUUUCCUGCCAGCCAGACUGAUGCCUCUUAUUGCUUCAUGAAUCCCUUCAGAUCCUGCCGCGUAUCCACGACGCGUGGUGCUACAUCACCUACCUCCACGAAGGAGGCGUCUUGCCCAAGCGCAAGGGCCAGUUUGUGGCCUUCAACGACCUUCCAGCCAAGGGGCAGGCCAAGGACAGCGUGUGGGUCGACGCCGUCGAGCAAGUCAUGUUCAAGUAAGAGUAGACUACCCGGCCGCCCAAGCGGAUCAAGAGAUCUCGAGCACAAUUGCAAUCUUUUGGCGAUGACGCCUGCACAACGGAUGCUGCAUGAGUUGAGGAAUACAAGAGACACGACAAGGGGGCGCACGUGACAUAUCAACAGAGGCCCUGUGCGCACC
Vitrella brassicaformis is the source of this 2777-nucleotide messenger RNA. The record is from the annotation of a GenBank genome assembly. Lineage: Eukaryota; Vitrellaceae.